GGAGAAGAGACAGAGGAGAGGAGGAGAAGAAGAAGAGGAGGAGAAGAAGAGAGAGAGAGAGAGAUGCCCGCUGGACGGAUGGAUUUUAAUUUCCCUGAAAGCUGAACGAGCCUCUGUGAAACAACAUGGGCUGCAUCGGAUCCCGGACGAUCACAGCUGUGGAUUCGGUUCCGGUGAGGAAAGAUGGAGAUCAGUUGUCCAUGGAGGACACUACUUCCAUCCUGCCCCGUAACAACAGGAAGUCCAACGACAGCUACGGGAUCGGGGCUCUGGCUAAGUCGUCUCUGACAGGCGUGAGUCGCUCCAUGAAGGACAAAGUGACCAAGCCCACCGCCAUGGCUCAGGGCCGCGUCGCUCACAUGAUCGAGUGGCAGAGCUGGGGCAAACCAACCGCGGGGCCGCUGGGGGGCACGGGACACUCCAACCUGCAGAGGGAGAAGAUGAGGAGGCUGGAGAACGACGCGUACAGCGACCUCAGCGACGGCGAGAAGGAGGCGCGCUUUGCUGCAGGCAUCAUGCAGCAGUUUGCCAUCUCCGAGGCGACCCUGUUCGGGUGGACCUCCAUGGACGGGGAGAGUUUGGGCGCCGGCUCCAACCAGGGCAGCGUGGCUCACCUGAGCGAGGUCAACCAGGAGAGCAUCACCAGCAGAGACCAGGUGCUGCACCACUCCGCUGCAGACGUGUGGCCUCACACCUACGUCUCACAGGGCCUGUAUUGCCUGUCGUCCUCAGAUGCCUGGGACCCAAUCACCAGCCAGCCCUCGGGCGUGGCCUCCCCCGCUGCCGGCUCGUACAUCAUGGCUGCCGGUGGCAGCAACGGAGUGGGGGGAACGCCCAGCGACGGGUUCGAGGGCUCGGUCGGGAGCUUCAUCCAGCAGCACCAGGCUCAGCUGGCCCUGCAGCAGCACAGCCAGCUGCAGCACCUCCAGCAGCUCCACCACUACCAGCAGCAGAUCCUGCAGUACCAGCAGCAACAGACGAUGGAGCACAGGCUACACAGCGGCUCCCCCUCCCUCCAGGCCACGCCCAACAGCACCAUCCACAGCCUGUGCCCCCCCACCCACCCGCGCCUGGCCGACCUGUGGGGGGCGGCGCAGGUGGAGCCGCACCAGGUGGACAUGGCUGGGCAGCUGAGUGGACUGAUGGCUGAACUGGUCGGAGGACUGGUGGAGACGGUCGGGGAGGAGCCCGAGCUCGAGUCGGAAGACUUCAUGGAGCGGUACGAAGAGGAAGAGGAGGAGCUGACGAAGGUACAAGAGGUCACAUUGACCUUGGAGCCGGAGCGCUACUCUCUGAGCCCGUCCCCGCUGCGGGAGGACGUCCACUCGACCAGAGGUUCAAGUCCCGGACUCUCAGCGCAGAGCAUCGAGUUCAUGAAGCCGAGGAAACCCUUCGAGGUGACGCCCUGUGUCGUCCAGUCGCUGGAGGAGAAGGACGAGGAGGCGGAGGAGGGCUCGGUCGUGUUCGUGGCGACCAAUUGAAUCAGUCGAUCACAAACUGACAAUAACAAGAAAUAAAGACUCCAAUAAUCAAUCAUCAAGCUAUUGUCCCAGCCCCCUCCCACCUAUUUACCCACUCUGAGCAGCUGGGAGAAGACUUCUUUCAGAUGGAAACGUUGGAUGUAAUGUAAACAGACUUGACGCCAAGAAGCCCCAAAGGUCAACGAGGGACAUGUGGAAUAUAACAGAAUGAGACGAUGAACUAAUAAACUCUGUGGCAGGUGACGAACUAAGAUUCAGUGACUUCUGAACGGCGCCCUGCGAGGGGAGAUCGAUUCUCGGUUCCACCUCCGGGAUCAGAAGCCGAACAGGCGGAUGUGAAAUCCUCAAAAAGAGACAACGUAGGACCAGAGGAAGAAGACAGGGCCUAGCUUCGAAACAAUUCAGUGCAAUACAACCAACACGGACACGACCAGACGUUGGGUCAAACGGUUCUUUGCAAGUAACCCGGAGUGCAGCAGAAGUGUGUGUGUGUGUGUGUGAGUGUGAGUGUGAGUGUGAGUGUGAGUGUGAGUGUGUGUGUGUGUGUGUGUGUGUGUGUGUGUGUGUGGGUGUGGGUGUGUGAUGUGAGAAAACCUGCAGGAGAAUAAACUAGACCUGGUCAGGGAGUCGUCUGAUGUUCCACGUGUGUUGGGGUUUGAUUGACAGCUUGUCUGAGCGGCUGUGAUGUCGUGAACCCGGUCGAAUGCGACGCUCACAGCGUGUGGCGUGUGGCGUGUAGCGUGUGGCGUGUGGCGUGUAGCGUGUGGCGUGUAGCGUGCACUCAGAGUCAUCUGCAAACGCGUGAUCUGGACUCAACCAACAGCAAAGUGCAUGCAUUCUAACAGUGACCUAGCCCUACCAGUGUAACACAGUAAACAAAGUAAUAACAUAUCAAAGUGCUUUUUAUAAUAAAAGAAGAAAAUCCAAUAAACUGAUAUGUAUUUGUACGACUGUAAGACUUGUAUGUAUGUAAUGUUUGUUUGUAUGAAUGUAGCUUUUGUCUGUGUGUAAAAUAUAUAUAUAUAUAUAUUCUGGGAAUCUUUCUUCUGGCUGCUGUUCUGUUCCAGUUUCACUACUGGUUGUUGUUGUUCUCACCAUCAAGGUGCUGGUUUACAGGACUGUAAACAAAGAAGGAUGAUGUGACGGCUCCUGAAGGUGAAGACUAAUCUUCUUUACGUUUUGAAUUGUUUAUUUGAAUCUAAAGAAAAUGAACUGAAACUUAAAGUUGGUUUUCAAGCUUCAGUGUGGAUGUGGAAGGUUUGUCUCCAGAGUCGUUUCCCUUCUAACUGUUUCACUGCCUUGCUCAUUACCCCGUGCCUGGAGGCAGAGUAGUGCCCUCGCUCAUUGAGGCUUUGUGUGUUUGUUGUGGUUCCACUUUAAAAAGCCGGUUGCAAAUGGUGGGUUUUUGUUUCAGCUGCUUCAACAUGAGAAUCUAGAUGAUAAACAAAAACAGAGGAAGUUAUUUGUCACGUGUCACGUGAGAUGAUAAAGAUUAUUUUUCGUUCUGUUUUAUUGUCAUUGAUGGAAACAU
This is a messenger RNA of Platichthys flesus (European flounder), 3012 nucleotides long. RefSeq lists its product as uncharacterized. The coding region runs from base 126 to 1481 and encodes 451 amino acids. The record is from RefSeq and is a predicted model, not a curated record. Lineage: Eukaryota; Metazoa; Chordata; Actinopteri; Pleuronectiformes; Pleuronectidae. The transcript has 10 exons.